Triticum turgidum subsp. durum (durum wheat) is the source of this 1281-nucleotide messenger RNA. NCBI's taxonomy places the organism in Eukaryota, Viridiplantae, Streptophyta, Magnoliopsida, Poales, Poaceae. The record is from the annotation of a GenBank genome assembly.
AUGACCUGCGGCGACCUCCCCAGCUCGCCGGCGCCGGAGGUGGCGGCCCCGCUGGAGGACGAGAACCUCCUCCCGGAGAUCCUCGUCCGGCUAGCCCCGCUGCCGUCCGCCCUCCCUCGCGCCUCUCUCGUCUGCAAAAGCUGGCGCCGCCUCGUCACCGACCGCCGCUUCCUCCGCCGCUUCCGCGCGCACCACCUCCGCAGCCCACCUCCCCUGAUCGGCUUCUUCGAGGAGGUGAGCCGCAAACCCGACGCCCCGAACCCCGCCCCGGACGCCCCCGAAGUCCUCUCCUUCACCCCUAUCCUGGAUCACCCCGACCGCGUCCCGGUCGAGCGCUUCUCCCUGCGCCUCCACGACGGCAGCGGCCGCUCCAGCAUCGGCUGCCGCGACGGCCUCGUGCUCCUCAUCGACCCGGCGGGCUUCGACAUCGAGGUCCUCGUGUGGGACCCCGUCACGGGCGACCAGCACCGCUUCCUCAUCCCCUGGGUGAUCGACGACGGCCAGGGCACCGAGAUCUUAAACGGGGCGGUCCUUCGCACCGCCGGAAUCCUCGACGAUCGCCCCUUCCGGUUCCAGGCGGUCUUGACCGGCGUCGACAGGCAGAACAAGCGGCUGUUCGCCUGCGUUUACUCGUCCGAGACCGGCAAAUGGGGCGAUCCAAUCUGGGUAUCCGCGGAUUUUACGAGCGGCGUAACCACCAUGAUUGAGAUGCGUGUUUCCAGUACCCUGGUCGGGAAUUCCCUCUACUGGUCCCUUUGCUCAAUUGCUUGGGAGGUAGCUGCCAUCCUUCAAUUUGAUUUGGAUACACAACACCUGGCUGUCAUACACUUACCCUGCUUGGGUAAGUGUAGUAGGAAUGGCAGCCGGACCUUCCGGGCUAUGCCCGUGGACGGCGGUGAGCUUGGCGUCCUUGAGCUGUUAGACGCCAACCUCCAUUUGUGGAAAAGGAAGAUCGACCGUGAUGGUGUUGUUUCAUGGGUGCUGGGGAAGACUAUUGGAUUGGAGGAACUUCUUUAUAUAGAUAAAAGGAAAAUGGGCCCAAUGAUGCUCGGGUAUUGCGAGGACAAUAAUGUGGUGUUUAUAUGGACAUAUCACGGCAUUUUCAUGGUCCAGCUUGAGUCACUGGAAGUGUACAAGCCUCCCAUACAGACAUUUUACUGUUUGGUUCAUCCAUUCACAAGUGUCUACACUGCAGACAUGGGCAUUGGUGGUGAACCUGAUGAAGCCAAAUUUCUGAGCAAUGCAAUGCAUAAGAAAUGUUCCCUUUACGACCAUUUUUGA